Messenger RNA from Tripterygium wilfordii, 1554 nucleotides. RefSeq lists its product as uncharacterized. Lineage: Eukaryota; Viridiplantae; Streptophyta; Magnoliopsida; Celastrales; Celastraceae. The transcript has a single exon. The record is from RefSeq and is a predicted model, not a curated record. Bases 1 to 1554 code for a protein of 517 amino acids.
AUGCAAACUUCCAGUUCGUAUCAGCAUUUCUCACCAUCCGUGAACCUAAAUUUAAUCCCAGAAAUGUGUCAUAAUGAAGAUGAUAAUCAGUUUGAGGGUGCAAUUGCUAAUAAUGAUGCGGAGUUGGUAGAACAACAGGAAAUUGAGUUUGAUUCUAGCGAUGAUGAGGAGGGUGAUGGAAACGUGUGGGUCAAUAUUGAGACAACCACCGGGGAUCAGGGGAGGUAUCUAAAUGUAGUUUAUCAAGUACCCGAAUUUGGCGAUGUCAGCCAGUCAAAUUAUGCUGUCUGUCGAGAUUGGGGUAUGCACCACACUGAUCAAUUUGAUACAGUGGCAGUGAAUGAAGUAUUUGAGAAUAAGAAACAAUUACUUCGAGCUGUGAAUAUGUGGCACAUUCAGAAUAACUAUCAGUACAAGAUGCAACGCUCAAAUUCAGAUGUAAUACAGUUGAAAUGUGUAAAAGAGCCUGUUUACAAUUGGUAUCUUAGAGCUAUGAAAAAGGAAAAACUCAAUGUAUGGAAGAUAACAGUAAUUAGAGGGCAGCAUACAUGCACAAAUGUUUCACUGCAUCAGGGUCAUCGACAGUUGGAUUCAGAAUAUAUCGUAGAGGAGGUGCUACCUAUGGUAAGAGCAGAUUUGAAAAUAAAUAUAGCAGCUAUUCAGGCCUUUGCUAGUUCUCAGUUACAGUACCCGGUUUCGUACAAGAAAGCAUGGAAGGCCAAACAAAAGGUUAUCGAGAAAUUAUUUGGGACAUUUGAAGCUUCAUACAAUGUCCUCCCUAGAUUGUUGCAAGCAAUACAAGUUUCAAAUCCAGGGUCGGUGGUUAAUUUUAACUAUAAGGACAUUGUCAGCAAUCGGGCUACGUUUGGUCGUGUAUUCUGGGCAUUUUGGCCUUCUAUAGUCGGCUUUCAAUCCUGUCAUCCUUUGAUAAGUAUUGAUAGCACACAUUUGUAUGGAAAAUACAAAGGCAAAUUGUUGAUCGCGGUUGGGUAUGAUGCAGAUAAUGGCCUUUUCCCGUUGUGCUUUGCUAUUGUAGACGAAGAAAGUGCUGAUAAUUGGGGAUGGUUCAUAGCAUGCAUUCGUUCUUAUGUUACCGAUCGAAGAGGCAUUUGUGUGUUGUCUGAUCGACACGCUGGUAUUUUGGCAGCAAUGCGUGAUGGUUGGCCAGAACCAUUUGCUUAUCACAGGUAUUGCUCGAGACAUUUUGUGAGUAAUUUCAACACCCAUUUUAAAGAUAAAGAUUUGAAACAAGCGGUUGUCACAAUGGCUAAUGAAGAAUCUAAGGAAAAUUUUGACUUUUGGAUGUCGCGUGUUAAGGAUUUGAACAUUGUUGCGUGGGAGUACCUAAAUAGUGCCGGGAAAGAAAAGUGGAGUAAAGCAUAUGAUGAUGGCCACAGAUACGGUAACAUGACUACUAAUAUGUCUGAAAUCUUCAAUAGUGUUCUUAAAGGUGGGAGAUUUUUGCCUAUUACAGCACUGGUUCAGCUGACAUUUUACAGGUGCAACAAAUAUUUUGUUAAGAGGAGGAUUGAAGCAGAAGAAUUUAGAUUAUGA